AAGCAUCAGACUCCAGCUGAGCGUGUCGCUGUGCGCAGGCGCAGUGUGAGUAUGAGUCGUGAAGCUGGAAGCUGAAGUGUCCUCAGAGAUGAAGACACCUCCGGACAGGUCAGGAAUCACUUUCGAGGUCGGAGCGCUGCUUGAAGCCCGAGAUCGACACAAGAACUGGUACCCAGCGACGAUUGAAAAGAUCGACUUUGAUGAAGAGCGGAUCCUGAUCCACUACCGUCAGUGGAGCCGUCGCCAUGACGAAUGGUUUCAUUGGAACUCACAGUACCUGCGGCCGCUGGAGCGAGUCAGUCUGAGGAGGCUGGGCCUCAAUCCACCACUCUCUCAACCGAUGUUUGUCUCAGGAACGAAGGUUCUGGCCUGUUGGACAGACUGUCGUUUCUACCCGGCCAAAAUCCUCAGGGUCAACAAGGAUGACUCGUACACAGUGCGUUUCUAUGAUGGUGUGGUUCUGACUGUGAAGCCCACCAAGGUCAAACCCUUCCAGGAAAAGUCCAAAUCUGAGAAGAGUGCAGUGGGAAGUGAGGGAUGGGAGGAAGGAGAGAGCGAGGAGGAGCAGGAGGAGCAGGACGAAGAGGACGUGGAUGGGGGAGAAAGAGAUGAAGAGGGGGAGAAGAAGGAAGAGCAGGAAGAGAAGGAAGAAACUGAGGAGGAGGAAGAGGAGGAGGAGGAGAGGAAGAGGAAGGCAGAAGCUUCAUCAUCUCAUCCACCAGUGAAGAAGAAAACCGAUGAAGGUAGAAGCAGUGGAGCUCAGAAUCUGCCAAUCACAGAUGACUCCGCCCAGCUGGCAGCUCCCAACGACAGAGACCUCCUGUUGGAGCGUCAGGCCCACCUCCCCACCACGCACAAAUACAGCAGAGAACCAUUGUAUCGUGUGAUAAAGAACCAGCCUCCUCCGAUUCUCUCCAUCGAGUUGGACCACAACCCGUUCAAGUGUCCGUCAUCAGGCUGCACCAAGUCAUUCAGGAAGGCGAGUCUGCUGCACUACCACAUCAAGUACUACCACUCUGACCAGCAGCUGGACGAGGCAGGCAGCGAGCAGGAGGCACCGAGGAGGAAGCGGUUGUCUUCUGAGGGAGUGGACUCUGCGUCAGACAGGAAGAACGAGAACCAGAAUAUCGUUUGUCACCGUGACGACACAGAGCACGGCACCAUUGGAACAGAGGUGAAGAACGACGGUGGGCGAGAGAAAAGUGGAGGACAGAGCAAGAAGGAGAGGAAGAACUUCCUGAGGGUCAAACUAAAGAAGAAGAAAAAGAAGAAGAAGAAGAAGAAAAGUCAGUCAGGUCUCGGCAGCAGUGACGACGAGAACUCGGACCGACCUCCAAUCACUCUGAAGCUGUCCACCGGACAAACCGAGACGAUCACACCAGUCGACGAGGGCAGCGACUGGUCCACGCUAACGGCAGAGAGCGGCGAGGACACGCCCUCUUGGCCUGUUGCUAUGGAGACAGACGAGUGCGAGGUGGUGAGGUGUGUUUGCGAGGUGGACGAGGAGAACGACUUCAUGAUCCAGUGUGAGUCGUGUCUGUGUUGGCAGCAUGGAACCUGUAUGGGCUUAUAUGAAGACAACGUACCACACAACUACAUCUGCUACUACUGCAGACACACUGCAGGCUGGAGGCGGGCCCAACGGUUCCUGUCAGAGCCUGAUUUGCUGAUAUCUGGUCACAUGUUCGGUCUGUCGUGUGUGAAGGAGAACUACUCGGAGAUCAACGCCUCCAAGAUCACGCACACCGGCCACCUGCUGGCGCACACGCACGGCCUCAAUCAGGUCCUCAGUGGGCUGCAGCUGAAAAUCAGCCUGUUACACUCUCCGUCCCACCCUGAUCUGCAGCUGUGGAGGUUGCCAUGGAGACAGCAGGAGGGACCAAGAUUGACUUCCAGCCCCAAAGGAGAUCUGGCCUCCUGUUACGUCAGCAGCGAGCACUGCUACCAGAAGCCAGGAGCAUCAUGGGAAAAGGCAGAGGAGACAGAAAAGGAAGGACAGGAAGACAACACUGAGCAUAAGGAAAUCAAGACUGAAGACACCGACACCACGACUGAUGAUAAUGAAAACACGUUGACACACACGGACACGCUCGGCAGCAUCAACAUUAAAACAGAAAAGCACACACACUCAGACUGCGAGGAAAACACACACACCUGGACACACACACCCGAGCCCCGUCCAGGGACAGAGGCCGAGUGUCAGCUGAACCUGCUGGAGCAUGUCGAGUCUUUUCACCACCAGAUCAGUGCCAGGAUGGAUCUGAUAGAGCGAGAGCUGGACGUGUUAGAGUCCUGGUUGGAUCACUCAGGUGAGCUGGAGCCUCCCGACCCUUUGUCCCGACUCCCGCAGCUCAAGCAGCGAAUGAGGCGGCUGCUGCGUGACCUCUGCACCGUGAGACGCCUGUCGGUCUGCCGCUGACCCACUCCCUCAUCUCCGACCCCUGACCUUGGACCCUGUACGUCAAACCUGGCCAAUGGGAGCAAAAGGGACAGACAGACAGACAGACUGGGCCAGCGCUCGACAGGACGUUGAGAGCGUCGCAGGGCGUGUCGCUCUGAGGAUUGUCUCCACUCAGUCGCAGGACACGCCUCCUCUAGUGGUCGCUCUGCAGGGCGACGAUUUUCUGACGUGACUGAACAGGAGAUUCUUAAAUUUCACAAAGGUACAAGAAACAUUUCCUGGACCGCCUCCAGCUCGACUCCACGCUGCGUCAUCGCACAGGCUGUGGUGACGACAGGUUUUAACAGUGAUCGAUCAACUUCAGGAGCGAUAAUGUUUUUGAAUGUUUGUGUUACAGCUGAGUUUAGACUGAAAGUUAUAUUACAUCAUUUUAAACUUCCUGUUGUGUAUUCAACUGCUGACACACACAUGCUUUUAUGAAAAGAGGGUUCAGUCAGAUAAUUUCCACAGUGAUGAUUUUAUCAGUUUGACAUUUCUCAGUUCAGAGGUUUUUGUAAUUUUAGUAAAAUAAG
Messenger RNA from Paralichthys olivaceus (Japanese flounder), 2973 nucleotides. RefSeq names its product PHD finger protein 20-like. NCBI's taxonomy places the organism in Eukaryota, Metazoa, Chordata, Actinopteri, Pleuronectiformes, Paralichthyidae. Gene Ontology annotation, biological process: regulation of transcription by RNA polymerase II. Gene Ontology annotation, cellular component: nucleus; NSL complex. The record is from RefSeq and is a predicted model, not a curated record.